GGUGUCAUUAAUGACUGGCGAAGGUUUAAGUUGGACAGUGUGGAUCAGACUGUCCCUCAGAACAAGAGAGAGCUGCUGAGACAAAUGUCCAGUCCUCGAGAUGACGACAAGGAGAGACUCAACAGAAAGAUGAGCGUUCAGGAGUACGAGUUGAUCCAAGAGGAGGACGAACGCUGCCUAAAACGCUACAGGAAACAGUGCAUGCAGGAAAUGCACGAGCGCCUCAGCUUUGGUCCCAAGUUUGAAUCCGUCCAUGAACUUGAGAGCGGAGAAGCCUUCCUUGAAGUCAUAGAGAAGGAACACCGGUUGACCCUGGUGGUGGUCCAUAUCUACCAGCAUGGUGUCAAAGGCUGUGAAGAGCUGAACUCAUGCCUGGACUGUUUGGCUACUGAAUACUCCAGUGUCAAAUUCUGCCGUAUCGAUGCCGUGGCCACCGGUGCUGCUGAACGCUUCUCCUCUGAGGUUCUUCCGACCCUAUUGGUGUACAAGGCUGGUGAGUUACUGGGUAACUUCCUGGCUGUGACCCAACACUUCAAUGAAGAGUUCUUUGCGACGGAUGUUGAGGCCUUUCUCAAUGAAUAUGGCCUCUUACCCGAGAAGGAGUUUGAAGCGUGUGCUGCUGAUGAGGAUGAGGGAGGGGAAGUGGAAUAGAGCAUUUAUGCAGUGCGCUGGAGGGCAGCAAAUACAAGUAGAAACCAGGAUGGGCGGAUCUGAUGGUAAGGGGCAAAUGAAAAGGAGAGCUGAGGAAAAGAAGUGGAAGAACAGCAGCAUGUUUAAAAAAAGCACAACACUGUGCAUACAGAUAAACAUCUAGCAGCUCAAAUGCUGAAUCUAUUUAGAGACUGUUAGACGUAAACCACAGAGCAGGUCUGUGCUGAAAUACUGCUUAGCAGUGAUGUCAUAACUCUCCAAUAAAAGAUUCUUCAUCACAG
Molecule: messenger RNA, 932 nt
Organism: Neolamprologus brichardi
Lineage: Eukaryota; Metazoa; Chordata; Actinopteri; Cichliformes; Cichlidae
Source: RefSeq, a predicted model, not a curated record